Messenger RNA from Helobdella robusta, 684 nucleotides. RefSeq lists its product as hypothetical. NCBI's taxonomy places the organism in Eukaryota, Metazoa, Annelida, Clitellata, Rhynchobdellida, Glossiphoniidae. The coding region runs from base 1 to 684 and encodes 227 amino acids. The transcript is spliced from 8 exons. The record is from RefSeq and is a predicted model, not a curated record.
AUGGCGGACCAAGUCGGGUCAAGUGGAACGUCGGAGGAAACUAUGUCAGUGGAUGAACAGGAGCCGCUGGCUCCCAUUUCUAGAACGGAAAAUAUCUUGAAGUAUUCCAUGCUGGCUGAGCGUACGUGUGAAAACCACGCUUCACACACAUUGUAUAGCCAAGAUUUGUUCCCAUUUGAAACAGGCGUCUUCAGUUAUUACGCCCUCAAGACAAUCCUUUUUUUUAUCAGAGAAACAUUCGCAUCAAUAUUCCUGUACGUAACGCUGGAUAAGUUUGAAAAUCCAAAUCUUAUAACAAUUGUAAAAGUACAGUAUGGCAUAAUUACUUCGCUUUGCAUCAUAGAGAUCAUCUGUGCAUUUGUCGGCUUGUACGGUUUCUACUAUGAUAAAAUGAAGUAUAUGUAUCUGUUUUUGGGUAUCGUUGGUCUUGUGUUCAUCUGCCAACUUGUCGAGUUAACGGCGGCAGUCCUCUUAUUUAUUAAAGAAAAAAAGCUGAUCAACAAAAUGAUGGAUUACAACUUGCAAUCUUACGACGGGUCAGAGGAAAACAUGCUUACCAACAUACAAUACAAACACGGUGACAAGAUUAGAGAAAACUUACACAUGUUGCAUCCGGAGUCAAGUUUUGACUUUGAUCAAAUAUUAAAGAAUAGCAAAUGGGUCCUGCUUAUUAAAAGCGACUGA